UCCCUGGUGUCUGGGUGUCUCAGGUGCCUACCCCGGGCUCUGGGUCUGGAGGAGAGCGUACCAUCCUGAGUUCCUUCUCCAGACAUGCUCCCGGAGGCGGGCGCCCCGUGGCUGCUGAGGCUCCUCCGGGACACCCAGCUGGCCCAGUUUUACCGACCCAUACUCGAGGAGCUGAAUGUUACCCGGCCAGAGCACUUCGACUUUGUGAGACCUGAGGAUCUGGACAGCAUUGGCAUGGGCCGGCCAGCCCAGCGCAGACUGGCUGAAGCUCUGAAGAGGCACCGUUUAGGGCACAAGCCUAAGAACUGGGUCUACAAGAUCCUUGGGGGGUUUGCCCCUGAGCAGAAGGAGACCACCCCACCUUCAGACAACCCUCCAUCCCUUCCUGAGCCAGAGGGAGGACUCAAGUGUCUGAUCCCAGAUGGUGCUGUGUGCAGAGGGGAGCUGCUGGGCUCCGGCUGCUUUGGUGUGGUGCACCGCGGGCUGUGGACACUGCCUAGCGGUCAGAGCGUCCCAGUGGCUGUCAAGUCCCUCCGGGUGGCUGCCGAAGGCUCGGUGGGCACAGAGCUGAGGGACUUCCUUCGAGAGGUGUCGGUCAUGAUGAACCUGGAGCACCCACAUUUGCUACGUCUGCACGGGCUCGUGCUGGGCCAGCCUCUGCAGAUGGUGAGCAGACCCGACGAUGGCUCCCGGGACAGCCCCGGGCUGAAGUGGCAGGUGGGAGCUCCAGGGCACAUAUCCAGCCCCCUUCAGCUCCACUUCCGCAGGUGUGCUCCAGAGAGCCUACGCCAGGGGGCCUUCUCUUCUGCCUCGGACGUGUGGAUGUUCGGGGUGACGCUGUGGGAGAUGUUCUCUGGGGGCAAGGAGCCCUGGGCCUGGGUCCCGCCCUACCUCAUCCUGCAGCGGCUGGAGAAGGACCAAGCCCGGCUGCCUCGGCCUCCUCUCUGCUCCAGGGCCCUCUACACCCUCGCCUUGCGCUGCUGGGCCCUCCAUCCUGCUGAUCGGCCCAGCUUCUCCUCCCUGGAGGGGCUGAUCCAAGAGGCCUGGCCUCCUGAGGGGCGCUGUGUGAGGGAUGUCUCAGAGCCAGGUGCCCUGAGGAUGGAGUGUGGUGAUCCCAUCACUAUCAUCGAGGGCAGCCCCAGCUCCACAACCUGGAAGGGCCAGAAUGGUCGCACAUUAAAAGUGGGCAGCUUCCCAGCCUCGGCAGUGACGCUGACAGACCUGAAGGGCUUGCCGGCCACCUGUCCAGUCCACAGAGACUCCCCUGCCUGGGCAGAGCAGAGACGGGGAAGCGUGGAUGGGGCCAGAGCCAAGGCAAAGCUUCGGGAGCCACCUCCAGCUCAGGGUCAGAGAAGGAACAUGCCCCUGCAGAGGAGAAAGGGCAUUUCCAAGAGUCUGGAAUCUGUUCUGUCCCUGGGCCCCUGCCCCACAGGGGGUGGUUUGAGCCCCCCCGAACUUCGAAAAGCCAGAGAUGUCCCCCAGGGACCCCCAGGCCUGCCACCUCGCCCUCCCUUUGCCUCCGGCUCUUCUCAGUCCAACCAGCCCCCCAGGGAGCGGCCUUCCUGGCCCAAAAGAGAACCCCUGCACAAUCACCCCUUGGGAGCACCUGGAGCCAGCAAAGCCGCUGUUCUCUCUGGAGGUCUCUUGCCUGACCCCGAUUUGCAGAAGAGGGUUAUGGAGGUGGAGCUGAGCGUACAUGGAGUCACCCACCAGGAGUGCCAGGCGGCACUGAGAGCCACUGGAGGAGAUGUGGUUUCUGCCAUCCAGAACCUUAAGGUAGACCAGCUCUUCCACCUGAGCAGCCGGUCCAGAGCCGACUGCCGGCACAUCUUGGAGCAUUACCACUGGGACCUCUCAGCGGCCAGUCGCUAUGUCCUGGCUCGGCCCUAAGCUCUGCUCCUUUAGACACGGACACCAGAUGCACCAAGGAGCUGACCAUGUGGGGCGAGCAGAGCAGAACAAGUCCUCAAAGGGUGUGUGUUCUCACCUGAAGAGAGCCUGCCAUAGGCAGGUCCAGGAGUCCAGGGUCGGGCACUGACGCGUGUCUCCUCCUACCCUGCCUCUUGGCCUCUGAAGGCUCAAGCUCCCUUGGCUGGGUCACGGGAGGAUCUAGUCCGCCCUGCCCACCACAUUGCCAACCAGGAGGAGGACUUGGAGGAACAGAGCUGCUACCCACCAUCCCCAUAGGAAGCUUGUACUUGUACAGAGAAUGCCCAAGUGGCCAUACUGAACCCUGGGAACAGCCAUCCUGAGCUGCCUUCAGCUCCACACCGAGCUCCGGGGGCACAGCCAUCUCGGAUGACGGGAGCAGCCGUACUGACUUGGGGCACGUGGCCCAAACUGCCUGGGCCGGGGCCGGGGCCAUCAUGGGUGAUGAAAGUUGCUGUCUAGGAUGCAAGGACACUUGAUCCUGGCAGCAUGGAUUACGAGACGAGACGAGACGGGCCAGCCCCACCCGGCCCAGCUGCCAUAUUUC
Messenger RNA from Myotis brandtii (Brandt's bat), 2476 nucleotides. RefSeq names its product tyrosine kinase, non-receptor, 1 (gene TNK1). The record is from RefSeq and is a predicted model, not a curated record. Lineage: Eukaryota; Metazoa; Chordata; Mammalia; Chiroptera; Vespertilionidae. Bases 85 to 1890 code for a protein of 601 amino acids. Gene Ontology annotation, molecular function: ATP binding; protein binding; protein tyrosine kinase activity. The transcript has 11 exons. Gene Ontology annotation, biological process: protein phosphorylation.